Messenger RNA from Juglans regia (Persian walnut), 1811 nucleotides. Its product is annotated as shikimate O-hydroxycinnamoyltransferase-like. The record is from RefSeq and is a predicted model, not a curated record. Bases 247 to 1557 code for a protein of 436 amino acids. Lineage: Eukaryota; Viridiplantae; Streptophyta; Magnoliopsida; Fagales; Juglandaceae. The transcript has 3 exons. Gene Ontology annotation, molecular function: acyltransferase activity, transferring groups other than amino-acyl groups.
CUCUUGGGUGUUUCUUCUUAAAGGUCUCGCUCACAGAUCCAAAUCAGAACCUCAACACCAAACAAAACAAAAGGCCUUCCUUUCCGGCGGCCAUCGAUCGCUAACGUGUUCGUGAUCUUCUUUCACCGCAUCGUAGAUUCGUAGGUGAUUCGUGGGUACGUACGUACGUAGGACCUACCAUCCUCGUACUGGGUCAAACAAGAACCGGCGCAGCUUAGCAACAGACCUAAACAAAAACAAAAACAAAUGAUCAUCAACGUGAAGGAGUCGACGAUGGUGCGGCCAGGCGGGGAGACCCCCCGCCGCGCGCUAUGGAACUCGAACGUAGACCUGGUGGUACCGCGCUUCCACACCCCGAGUGUGUACUUUUACAGGCCAACCACGGGCGCGUCCAACUUCUUCGACGCUUGGGUGCUGAAGGAGGCACUCAGCAAGGCCCUCGUCCCCUUCUAUCCUAUGGCCGGCCGCCUCAAGCGGGACACCGAUGGUAGGAUCGAGAUCGAUUGUAACGCCGAGGGUGUGCUCUUCGUCGAGGCUGAUACCACCUCCGUCGUCGACGAUUUCGGCGAUUUCGCGCCCACGUUAGAGCUGCGGCAACUCAUUCCGGCUGUGGAUUAUUCCAAAGGGAUCGAGUCCUAUCCCCUGUUGGUCUUGCAGGUAACGUAUUUUAAAUGUGGUGGGGUGUCACUCGGUGUUGGCAUGCAACACCAUGCAGCAGAUGGGUUUUCUGGUCUCCACUUUGUGAACACAUGGUCAGAUAUGGCUCGGGGUCUCGACCUCACCCUUCCACCGUUCAUUGACCGGACCCUACUCCUUGCCCGGGACCCACCUCAACCUGCAUUCCAGCACAUCGAAUACCAGCCUCCUCCUCCCAUGAAAAACCCUCCUGUAAACUCCACAAAACCUGGUCCCGAGACUGCCUUGGUCUCCAUCUUCAAAAUAACCAGGGACCAGCUCAACACCCUCAAAGCCAAGUCCAAAGAAGAUGGCAACUCAGUCAGCUACAGCUCAUACGAGAUGCUGUCGGGUCACGUGUGGAGAUGCACGUGCAUGGCACGUGGACUCCCUGAGGAUCAGGAGACCAAGCUGUACAUUGCGACUGAUGGUCGGUCCAGACUGCACCCUCCAUUGCCGCCUGGUUACUUUGGCAAUGUGAUCUUCACCGCGACUCCAAUGGCUUUAGCGGGCGAUCUGCAGUCGAAACCGACAUGGUAUGCUGCUAGCAGGAUUCACGAUGCAUUGGCUAGGAUGGACAAUGAAUAUUUGAGAUCUGCGCUCGACUAUCUAGAGCUGCAGCCUGAUCUCUCGGCUCUUGUUCGUGGUGCUCAUACUUUUAGAUGUCCAAACCUUGGCAUAACCAGCUGGAUCAGGCUGCCUAUCCACGACGCUGAUUUUGGGUGGGGUAGACCCAUUUUCAUGGGACCUGGUGGGAUUCCAUACGAGGGGUUGUCAUUUAUAAUACCAAGCUCGAGUAGUACUGACAAUAGCUUAUCCGUAGCCAUUGCUCUGCAACAUGAACAUAUGAAAGUGUUUGAAAAGUUGUUCUAUGAGUUUUGAGGGAAUGAAAAAGCAUGAGGAACCCUUCCAGGCUGAAUUGUGGCGUCUCAUCUUCGGGUAUACCCCAAAUUUUCCUUAGGUGGUUGUUUUUUUAUUGUUUCCAUAGUGCUUUUUUAUUCGUUAUAAUUUGUGUCACAGACUUGUUUAAGCUGAAAUCUGACAUGUUGAUUAAUUAAACUUUAGUACUGGACUUCGAAAAAAUGUAUUCUGAUUUAAUAUUAAAUUUAUAAGAAGCAUAAUGUUUAUAUUAUUAA